AUCUUAUAACAGCCAGAGCCGUUAAUGACAGACCUUCUCCACAGAUUCUAAACAUCCAUCACCACGUUUUAUUUCAUGUCUUCACCUGUUCCUCUCUGACUGCUGUUUUCUUGUUACAUGAUGUGUCUGUAAAAUUAUUAUUUUUUCUUAUUCCAGCAAAGCAAGAUAUUAUAUUUUCAUAUCUGGGAUAUGAAAUAGACAAAGGCCUGCACCAGCAGCUUUAAGAGAUAAAUAGUCUCCUGGUUCUGACUGGUCUUGUUCAUAUGUUUUGAUUCCAGAUCCAACAGAAAACCUGUUGAAAGAAACCAAAGGAACGUCCUGGGGUCCAAUAAAUACAGGAGUACAAAAAGGCAGCGGACAGAUCCAGCUGUGGCAGUUCCUGCUGGAGCUCCUGUCGGACAGCACCAACAUGUCCUGCAUCGCCUGGGAGGGAACCAACGGGGAGUUCAAGCUCAUCGACCCGGACGAGGUGGCCCGGCGCUGGGGGGAGCGCAAAAGCAAACCCAACAUGAACUACGACAAGCUGAGCCGCGCGCUGCGCUACUACUACGACAAGAACAUCAUGACCAAAGUGCACGGCAAGAGAUACGCCUACAAGUUCGACUUCCACGGCCUGGCGCAGGUGUGCCAGCCGUCCACCACGGAGCAGGCCAUCUACAAGUUCCAGGGCAACUUCUCCCCGAUCCCCUUCUCCGGGAUCUCCAAACUGAACCUCGUGGCUCCCGGUGUGGGCCCCCCGGGCUUCUCCUACUGGCCCGGUUCGCCUCCGGCGGCUCUGUAUCACAGCCACAACCUGCAGCCUCCGGGGCCCUUCGGCACCGUGUCUCCGUCCCACAUCAGCUGCGUCAACAACAUCAACAGCCUGAGCAACAUCAAUAACCACUACAACUGACUGUGUGCGUUCUAGACCGACUGGAAAACAAACCGAGACACCACAAGAAGGGCGGAGGAGGGAUGACAGAAGGAGACAGAAGGUCUGUUAGGAGCUGCGUGAACAUGGUUCAGGCUGAAACUGACUUCAUCUGGUUGAACCAUGUUUAAAACUUGUACGACUGGAGCUACGGUUUACGGCAGCAACACAUGAAAAACUGAAAUUAAAAAAAAAAAAAAAAAAAGCUUUCCUAUUUUUAACCUACAGCUACUUUUCUGAGCGAAUUAUGAAACCCACCCAGAGAGCCGCCAUCCAGCUACACACAGCGGUUUAAAGUGUUUCAAUAAUUAUAUAUUAAUUAUAUUUAAUCCAUAAACACUCCAAAUAUUA
Messenger RNA from Stegastes partitus (bicolor damselfish), 1261 nucleotides. It is a transcript of the gene fev, whose product is annotated as FEV transcription factor, ETS family member. The coding region runs from base 410 to 892 and encodes 160 amino acids. Lineage: Eukaryota; Metazoa; Chordata; Actinopteri; Pomacentridae. Gene Ontology annotation, biological process: regulation of transcription by RNA polymerase II; cell differentiation. The transcript has 2 exons. Gene Ontology annotation, cellular component: nucleus. The record is from RefSeq and is a predicted model, not a curated record. Gene Ontology annotation, molecular function: sequence-specific DNA binding; DNA-binding transcription factor activity, RNA polymerase II-specific.